Messenger RNA from Ogataea philodendri, 4107 nucleotides. RefSeq lists its product as uncharacterized. Gene Ontology annotation, cellular component: mitotic spindle midzone; mitotic spindle; cytoplasmic microtubule. Gene Ontology annotation, biological process: astral microtubule depolymerization; mitotic spindle assembly. NCBI's taxonomy places the organism in Eukaryota, Fungi, Ascomycota, Pichiomycetes, Pichiales, Pichiaceae. Gene Ontology annotation, molecular function: microtubule binding. The transcript has a single exon. The record is from RefSeq and is a predicted model, not a curated record. Bases 1 to 4107 code for a protein of 1368 amino acids.
AUGGCUAACAUAAGUGGCGAUGCACUUUUUCGUGCGAUAUUGUCGUCUGAUGAACAGUUGGCAACAAACCUGAUUGUUGAGUUCAAAGCACGCAUUAAAAGAGAUUUGGUUAACCUCUCUUAUGUUCCCAGGUAUUUCGAAGCCUUGAUUCUGGCAUACAACAAACCAGUAUUGGCGACUAAUGCCUUUUCUACCAUAUGCCACUUGGUGAAGCGCGUCAGUAUCCAAGAUGCCAAUGUAUUAAAACUUGUUGACUACCAGGUUGUCCCUUUCCUCAUCGACCGCCUGGAUGAUGACAAGAUCUCUCUUAGAAACACAGCUAAAAAGGCGAUGAUAACGUUUUGGCAAGCGGUUCCAAACGAAUUUGAAGUUUCACUGAAGACUUAUGGACUACGGCAUUUUGAUCCUCGAAUAAGGUAUGAAGUUUUGAGAAUGCUUUGGGAAAUAGUGGAUAACACUCCUGGCUUCACUUUCAAACCAUUUUUACCAGAAGCUGUAUGCCUGCUAGAUGAUAACGAUUCGAAAGUCUCUAGCACUGCUUGCGAAUUACUCACGUUAGUGUUCAAAGUCGUCAACCCAACCAAUAGGACCGCUAAAAGCGAUCUUGUCAACCACCUGUUGAAAACCAAAAUAUCCCGCACCCAAGCUAUUCGCCUUCUGACACGUAUUGACGAGGAAUUUAUCAUUGAAUAUAAACGAUUAUCAGAACAGGCAUCUUUCAUAAGUGCGGGAUCCACGAAGGUCACUGCGACAGGUCCACCCAAUCCCAGCGUUUCCACGAAAUCCGGGGCGUCAAGAUUUCAGUUUGAUAAUACCAGCGACCAACAACAGUCCAGGUUUGCUCCAUCCCAAGGAUCUACUCGGCCAUCAAUUCAAGGUCAUAGGUCAAGAACUAGUUCCUCCGGUCGUGCGCACUCUGCAACAUCAACAGACUCAAGCAAAAGUGAUGACGAGGAUGGACGUAGUGGGGUCCAUGUCGGCUUGUCUAGCAUUUUAGAGAAUACUCCGUUAUACUCUAUUGAUAGCAGCAUAGUCGCCAUAUCGUUUACCAACGAAGAACAACUUUUGGAAAAAUUAGAGUCAUUGACAUCACCUUUUCAGGGUAAAGAGACUGAGUUCAAUUGGAGUCCAAGAGAACAGGCAAUUGUACAGAUGAGGCAAAUACUGAGAGGGAACUCGGUCUCUCAAUAUUGCAGUUUGCUUUCCCAAUUUUUCAAGCAAGAGAAGGAGUGCAUUUGCAAAGCAGUUUCUUCUUUACGAACUACACUAUCAAGUAAUGGUUGCCAAUUAUGCAAAGAGCUUGGUAUCUUGUUUGGCCAGUUUCUGGAUGGCACACUGGUUGACAUGCUUAUGAAUUCGCUUAUAAAACUCACUUCUGCACGCAAGUCAAUUUCCCAGCAAAACGCUCAUGCUGGAAUUGUUGGCCUCCUGGUUCACGCCGGAUACAAUCCGAGAAUAUUGAAUCAAAUUGUAUUAGCCACCCAAGACAAAAAUGCGCAACCCAGAGUCUACUCAGGGAUAUGGCUUCUUAUCCUCCUUCUCAAGCAUAAGGAAAAUAGAGUUAUUGUCGAUAAUCCCACAUUCCUCGAAUCGGUUGAAAAAUGCAUUCAGAAGGGAGUGGCAGAUCCAGCUCCCGCUGUCCGUGAGACCAUGCGGGCGGCAUUUUGGGGACUUAACAGUAUUUUUCCUGCUAUCUCUAAUCGCAUAAUGGGACGUUUGGAUGCGAACACAUGCAAGGCGCUGGAGAGAGCAAACCCACGCCAAAUGCAAGACAAUGCCGUUUUGAAGUCCAGGCAAAAGCUGGGCCAUAGGCCCUCAAUGAAGGAGCUCAUAAUGGCCCGUCAGCGGGAAUCUCAUCACGUGGGGAACUCCCAACGUAUUGAUAGUGAUCCAAAACUGUCCAAAGUUAGACUAGAACGGGAUAUACAUGGCUAUAGCUCUAAUUCUGCAGCUCAUUCCUCCACCAAGAUGUCUUCAGCAGAGUCCAAAUCCCCUGACCAAAACUUAAUUGAGGAAAAGGAAAAUAAUGACAACGGUCAAAAAAAGGAUGACACCACGGGAACAUUCACAUUAAAUCUCCCUAUUGAAAAAAUAAAUAGGGCAUCGGAUUUCUCAAAUGAUAGUUUAUCAGAUGAAGAAAGGAGACGAAAUUCCAUUUAUGAGUCUUUAUCCUCGGAAGACAAGUCUCGUCAAGCGGAGGGUCUCCGUGAAUUGAUCAACACGAGCGGCGAACCACUUCCAAGCAAGUUUGAAAUUAAUGUCAACAGAUUGUCGAUAGCCAGUCCUGGCAUGUUCUUUAUGAUGUUUGAGUCAAGCGAAACAUUUCGAAAGCUUUCAUUAUACCUGGAAGCCGAGAACUUGCUCCGUAUCAGCUGCUACUACAACAUUGAGACGGAGUUAACUGAGGCCAAUGUCGAGGAUAUUAUUGGUUCUCAAGACUUUGAAACUAUGAUAUGCGCUAUUUCAAAUGUCAUUUCCAUGUGCAUUGAUGCUUCAAAGUGCGAUGAUAUUAAUUUGUCAAUGCAGUAUGUUAAGUACAGAGUCCAGUUCAUGGAUACCUGCUUUUUUUUUGUUGAGCACCUGUUCAAAAAGGAUCUGAAAUUUAUUUCUUCCUCAGUUGUCAAGACGCUGAUCCAAGAACUAUUGAAAUGUUGGGAGAUAGUUCACAUACAACCAGGAAAGCUUCUUUCAGCUAUUGAAUCGGUAUACAGAAGUAACCAGUGUGAGUUCAACGAUUGCUUCAAUGAGAGCGAAGGAAAAAUUAUGAAGUUAGAGUUAAAAGGAAGACUUCCAACAGAAAUAGGCAGCACAUUGAUUAUCCCGUCUUCCCCCAUUUCGGAUUAUAUGGAUAUCCCCGACAUGGAGGAAAAUUCAAAUGAUGGUUUAACAAUGGUUGUCGGCAAAAAGUUCGAUCAAAUUAAAGACGUGAAAUCAGACAUGACUAUGAUCAUGCCCAAAUUUCCUUUGAAAGAAAACUCACGCGCGUACGCACCCUUGGACAACCCUUUUGUGGAGAAGUCCAAUCUGGCCCCAAUUAACUCGUCUUCUUCAGCAAUGAGUCACGUUGUAUCCACCAAGUUCAAGGAAGCUCACAAUAGAGUUGGCCCAUUGGAAAGCUUGGGAGUAUCUGAAACUGAAAACAUGGACCUCGAUAGAGGGCAGGUUAUGUCGGAUAAUACACCAGAUCUUGACCAAUUGACGCUGGCAGAACAAGAUGCUGAUCCAGUAACAGGUCAAGUUGCGGACGAAGACACAUUCAGAUCUGCUCCACACACUAGCAACCAAUUGAGCGCAAUUAUGGAAUCGACAGAUCCUCUAUCUCUUCUGACUAGCUCCUCAGCAAAAGUUGAAAUAUACGAGGAUGAAGCAGUGCCUCUUGAAGAAAUUGAUACGUGGUUUGGAUUCGAGUCGUGUCAUAUGGUCGGAAUAAGAGCGGAUGUUGAGCAGCUUGCGAUUCUAAAAGAAAGGAUAACACAGCGAUUCGCUUCUGUUGAUGAGUUACUUCUGUUAGGCGCGAUAGUGAAUGACGGAAUCAGUUCUAUCGAAGCAGCCGAGAUUUGCAAUCUCACUUUGAACUUUUUGUCCGUUGAACUUCCAUUGCCUCAAAUUCUUGCUUCUCUCACACUUUUACGAUGCUCUUAUUUGAAGAGUAAUUGUUGUGAAAGUCAAAGGGUAUUUCAAAAGCUUUUCGAAUUAAGUUCUCUUAUUGGAAACCCCGACGACUCGGAAGAACUGUUUUUGGCGCUUUCAGAAUUUCUUGAGUUGUUUCCGAAACUUGAAUUAAUCGUUGGGAAACUAUACAAUUUCAAGUCUUUGGGAAUGGGGACACAGCUCCUUCUGUUGAACAGAUUAGGAAAACUUCUGGAUGUGUCAGCUUUGACUUCUGAGUCAAUAUUUGAGAUUGAUGUGGCUCUUUACAAGGCCCUACAAUCUAAGCACACUGCAAUUCGGAGAGCCGCCGUAAUAGAUUACGCAUUGCUUUUGAAGCUGAAAUCCCAAAACUUUGAAGACCAGUCAAAUAUCGAAUUGGCAAAUGAGCUGGUUUCGAGAAAACUGAAUGACGACCAAUUAAGAUUGGUUGAAACCUAUGUCCGGAUAAACUCAUAA